AUGACUCAUUUCUUAAUCUUUUCUCUGCAGCUUCGUGACACCAAGUCGACUGACCAGAAUACAACUCUUCUGCACUUUCUGGCCAAGAAAUGUGAAGAAAAGUAUCCUGAGAUCCUGAAGUUCCCUGAUGAGCUUGAGCAUGUUGAAUGUGCCAGCAAGGUAUCUGCCCAGAUCCUGAAAGCCAGCCUGGACACAAUGGAACGGCAUAUUCAGAGGCUGGAGAACGACAUCCAGAACUUCCCCAAGACUGAUGACAAGCAGGAUAAAUUUGUUGACAAAAUGUCGGGCUUCUCCAAGCAUUCGCGAGAGCAGUAUGAGAAGCUCUCCACCAUGCACAAGAAUAUGCAGAAGCUCUACGAGAGCCUAGGGAGCUACUUCGCCUUCGACCCCCACACCGUCAGCAUCGAGGACUUCUUCGGCGACCUGGCUAACUUCCGCAACCUCUUCAUGGAUGCUAUGCGGGCGAACCGCAAGAAGAGGGAGAUGGAGGAGAAGAUCAAGAGAGCCAAGCUGGCAAAGGAGAAAGCUGAGCGAGAGAAACUAGAGCGACAGCAAAAGAAGAAACAGCUGAUUGACAUGAACAAAGAAGGUGACGAGAUGGGCGUGAUGGACAACCUGAUGGAGGCCUUGCAGUCUGGAGCAGCCUUCCGUGACCGCAGGAAACGAACCCCACGCAACGGUGAUCAAAGCCCUUCCUGUUCUACACCUCGGUGGCCGGGUGCUAACCAUGACGUUGCCUCCGGGAAAAGCAGACAACCGUCGCACUGGUUUGGAAAGAUCCCGUUCACGCCACAAUGCAAACCCUAUGGUCCGAUGAUCGCUUGCCGGCUAAGGACGUUUGCCAAGUGCCAGAGACCCAAGAGUGGGGACAAAACUGAGGAGGGCUGAAAAGGGACGGAGAGAGAGCCCUUCAGCAUUCACAUAUAAACACACCCACACAUACAUGCAUACAGAACGCAGAGCAAACCUCAAGAUGUGCGUCACCGCUCCAGACACGUCAUCACAGGAUCACUUGACCCUCACUCCUCUCUGAAGGAGUUAUAUACUACAUGCUCUUUGUGCAUUGGGCCUAUCCAAUUUAGCGGUGUUUGUUUGUUAUUUUCAUGAUUACACCGGUUCUGUUUAUAUGUCAGCACAUCUCACAAUGCUAACUCCCCUGAUCUGGCUCACGUCCACCUCGCUAUCUGCAAACAAUCAAUGAUUGGCUGCGGUUUGAUCUCUCGCUAUUGGAUUUUUCAAUGCACAAACACACUCUUGAUGAAAAAAGGCCAAAAGCACCAUAAAGGACUGCGUGAUUCUGUAUGCAUAUCAGCAAAGGGACUUUAUUUGCUGUUGAUUGAACAAAACCUUGACUUGACUGAUUCUGCCUGCCCCUUUUUCUUUUUUAUUUCCAGUCCCACCAUCAGCCGUAUAAUCUCUGAUCACCCCCUCUCUUUAUAUAUUACAGAUCCUAUGUAUGUAGCGACAUGAAAAAGCUGCUGAUAUUAGCUUCAGAGCUACCGUGUGUACACAUUUGUGCUGUGUAAGAGCUGCCAGUGCCACAAGGUACCUGAGGUGGUUGAAAGAUAUUGCUCUUUAUCUACAGUAAACACUUCAAACAUUCGUAGAUGUUUCUCUUGCAGAGUCAAAGGUUUUAUUAAGUGAAUCUGCAGGUAUGUGAAGCAAAUGCGAAUCAAAGAGAUGCCAUUCAUUUCAGUUUUCAAACAUGUCACAUGUUUUCUUCGUGAUUUCUUUGUAAGUCACUGUGCUUUUAGCUUUUAGCCCUCUCGUAGAAGAGCAUUUUAGUGAACUGUAGCUUAGUGGUUUUUCAAGAUCCACUGGUCAUCUUUAAGAGCUCUCUCUUACUGACCUACCACAUUUACCUCACCAUCUCAGUGCUGUCUGAUGUUUGAAAACUGUCCAAAACUUUACAAAGAAGAGUAUCAGUUUUAGUAUCAAAGUUCAUCUUUCACAAUUUGCAAAAUAUGUAUUUAUUCACAGUUUGACAGAUUUUGCCUGAAGCCUUUUAUAUGUGAACAGUAACCCGAUUCCAGUGAGGAGUCUUCUUGGAUACGAAGAGGAUGUACAGCCAUAGACGAUGGUGACUAUCUUCAUGUGAAAUCCAUUAGUGAAAUCUUUCCAAUCAUUUUCCAUAAUGUUUUCUGCCCCCCAUGUCCAUAACACUGCAGGCAACAGUAUGUAAAACAGUCUCUUAUGGGUGUCUGGAGUCAUACUGACUCACAUACUGGUACAUGCCACACUGAAAUCCUCCACAUUUGUAAAUUAGGGGAAACUGUUAAGUUGGCACACCCAAUGCAAGCGUAUACAGUAUACAGUACAGCCAUAGUGUGGUGCAGAACACAGUACUGUUAAACAAACCACUGUUAGUCAGGCUUUCUCCUCACACUGUGUUUGUCAUAUAUUCUCUCAGGAGAGAGAGGAAAGGUCGAGAUGCAAUCCAUUGAUUUGCUUUUCUAAUUAAAACUGCCUUUUGAAUGGUUUCCAACACCACACAACAGAAGCUGCACUCGGCUCUCAUGGCUCUCUCUACCGGUUAUUUUAAACUCAUGUUAAGGGUAAUUACAGCAUCCACACACUGUCAGUGCAGACACCUCUGACAUGCAUUGUUAUUUCCCAGUCGGACUCCAGUUACAUACAUUAUGUGACUGGCAGAGUCACUGGCACCAGAUAAUUCAUAAUCUUUCUGGGUAAAAAUAUUGUUUUUUUUAGGAAUCAGUUUUGAUAAAUGUGCCAAUUUUUCGUGAGGAAAAAAAGUUACUAUACAGAGAUUUCAUCCAUUUAUUAUGAAAACUAAUGAAAAACAGAUGAUUUUUGUUUAAAUCACACUAAUAUUUUCAGUAUGAAAGUAAAUUGAAGAAUCACAUUCACAAGACUGAAACUAGCAGCAAUGCAGCCAUUCAGACUCUGAAGAGAUAUAGGGCUUAGGGAUGUCGUCAUUUUUACAACGCUAAUGUCAAAUGUUUAUGAAAUAUUCUUCAAAAUUGUGUAAUUUAUAGAUUUUUUUUUCUCUUUCCUAAGAAAACAUUUUUUUUAUACCAGUGAUAUUCCCCUCCUCCUGUGAUAUUGGUGUUAAACCUGUGCAUUACUAUAGGCUAAUAUAUAUGUGUCGUGUAUUUGAUAGAAUAUAUCCUAAUGCAGGUUAGAGUCUGCAGGUGACUGACUGUGUAACAUUUUUAGUCAGAUCCAAUAUUUUAAUUGGAUGUUAGGCAGAGACCAGAAGCAGGCACGAAAGUCUGAAUUUACUAGUGCCAAUUUGGGUCCUCUGCAGUCUCAUUUAUUCACAUUUGUUCGAUAUUCUCGGUUCAGAUUGUAUGAUGGUGCACUUUAACUUGUUAAAUAUAGACCUGGAGCGAUCUUUUAAUUUGUGAUUUCUUUGCAUAUCAUUGCCAAAAUAGACU
Sinocyclocheilus anshuiensis is the source of this 3398-nucleotide messenger RNA. RefSeq names its product protein diaphanous homolog 2-like. Bases 1 to 888 code for a protein of 295 amino acids. Gene Ontology annotation, biological process: actin filament polymerization. Gene Ontology annotation, cellular component: actin filament. Lineage: Eukaryota; Metazoa; Chordata; Actinopteri; Cypriniformes; Cyprinidae. The transcript is spliced from 8 exons. The record is from RefSeq and is a predicted model, not a curated record.